This is a messenger RNA of Radiomyces spectabilis, 2701 nucleotides long. Its product is annotated as transitional endoplasmic reticulum ATPase. Gene Ontology annotation, molecular function: ATP binding; polyubiquitin modification-dependent protein binding; ATP hydrolysis activity. The transcript has 9 exons. Gene Ontology annotation, biological process: mitotic spindle disassembly; autophagosome maturation; retrograde protein transport, ER to cytosol. Bases 47 to 2527 code for a protein of 826 amino acids. The record is from RefSeq and is a predicted model, not a curated record. NCBI's taxonomy places the organism in Eukaryota, Fungi, Mucoromycota, Mucoromycetes, Mucorales, Radiomycetaceae. Gene Ontology annotation, cellular component: VCP-NPL4-UFD1 AAA ATPase complex; nucleus; cytosol.
CACCAGUGAGUUUUUCUUCACCCUUAUUGAAUAAUCUCAUUUGAUAAUGACUACAAGUGAUCAUAAAAGCAAAUUGAUGCCUAAUGCUGGUGUCACUGACCCCGAAGUCGAUCCUAGCCAUGAUCCUGCCACUGCUAUUUUGCGCCGUAAAGCCGCACCCAACAAAUUGAUGGUGGACGAUGCUUCCAAUGAUGAUAACUCAGUUAUUACUUUGUCUACUGCCACCAUGGAAAGACUUCAACUUUUCCGCGGUGAUACUGUACUUGUCAAGGGCAAGAAGAGAAGAGACACAGUGCUUAUCGUGUUGGCCGACGAUGACGUGGAGGAUAACAAGGCCAAAAUUAACAAAGUCGUGCGUAACAAUUUACGUGUGCGCCUUGGUGAUAUUAUCAGCAUUCACCCAUGUCCAGAUAUCAAAUACGGCAAACGUAUUCAUGUUUUGCCUAUCGAUGACACUGUUGAAGGCUUGACCGGCAACUUGUUUGAAACUUACUUGAAACCCUACUUCUUGGAAGCCUACCGUCCCGUCCGCAAGGGCGACUUAUUCCUUGUGCGCGGUGGUAUGCGUGCAGUAGAAUUCAAGGUCGUGGAAACCGAUCCCGAUGAUUACUGUAUUGUUGCACAAGAUACGGUCAUCCACUGCGAAGGUGAACCGAUCAAGCGUGAAGACGAAGAACAAAACUUGAAUGAAGUGGGAUACGAUGAUAUUGGUGGUUGUCGUAAACAGAUGGCUCAGAUUCGUGAGAUGGUUGAACUUCCUUUGCGCCAUCCUCAACUUUUCAAGACCAUUGGUAUUAAACCACCCCGCGGUAUUCUCAUGUAUGGUCCUCCUGGUACCGGUAAAACGUUGAUUGCUCGUGCUGUCGCCAAUGAAACUGGUGCUUUCUUCUUCCUCAUCAACGGUCCUGAGAUCAUGUCCAAGAUGGCCGGUGAAUCUGAAAGCAACCUGCGCAAGGCCUUUGAAGAAGCAGAAAAGAACUCUCCCGCCAUCAUCUUUAUCGAUGAAAUCGAUGCUAUUGCACCCAAGCGUGAAAAGACCAACGGUGAGGUGGAACGUCGUGUCGUUUCUCAGCUUCUCACUUUGAUGGACGGUAUGAAGUCGCGUUCCAAUGUCGUUGUGAUUGCGGCUACCAACCGCCCCAACUCCAUUGAUCCUGCUUUGCGUCGUUUCGGUCGUUUCGAUCGUGAAGUGGAUAUUGGCAUUCCUGAUCCUACUGGUCGCCUUGAAAUUCUUCGUAUUCAUACCAAGAACAUGAAAUUGGAUGAUGAAGUUGAUUUGGAACAAAUUGCUUCUGAAACCCACGGUUAUGUUGGUGCCGAUAUGGCUUCGCUUUGUUCCGAAGCGGCUAUGCAACAAAUCCGUGAAAAGAUGGAUUUGAUCGAUCUUGAAGAAGAAACCAUUGACACCGAAGUACUGGACAGUCUGGCCGUUACCAUGGACAACUUUAGAUACGCUUUGGGUGUUUCUAAUCCUUCGGCUCUCCGCGAAACUGCUGUUGAAGUACCUUCUGUAAAGUGGUCCGACAUUGGUGGUUUGGACAAUGUCAAGUUGGAAUUGCAGGAAACCGUCCAAUAUCCUGUGGAACAUCCAGAAAAGUUCCUGAAGUUUGGUAUGAGUCCUUCCAAGGGUGUCUUGUUCUAUGGUCCUCCUGGUACCGGUAAGACCUUGUUGGCCAAGGCUAUUGCCAACGAAUGUCAAGCCAACUUCAUCUCCAUCAAGGGUCCUGAAUUGUUGACAAUGUGGUUUGGUGAAUCCGAAUCGAAUGUGCGUGAUGUAUUUGACAAGGCACGUGCAGCUGCGCCAUGCGUUAUGUUCUUUGAUGAAUUGGAUUCGAUUGCCAAGGCUCGUGGCGGUUCAUUGGGUGAUGCAGGAGGUGCAGGUGAUCGUGUUCUGAAUCAGAUUUUGACCGAAAUGGAUGGUAUGAAUGCCAAAAAGAAUGUGUUCGUUAUCGGUGCUACCAACCGUCCUGAUCAAAUUGAUCCCGCUCUUUUGCGUCCUGGUCGUUUGGAUCAGCUCAUCUAUAUCCCUCUCCCUGAUGAAAGCUCGCGUCUUUCCAUCUUAAAGGCCCAAUUGCGCAAGUCGCCUGUUUCCCCUGAUGUGGAUUUGGCUUUCAUUGCCAAGCACACUCAAGGAUUCUCUGGUGCUGAUUUGUCCGAAAUCUGUCAGCGUGCUGCUAAAUUGGCCAUCCGUGAAGAUAUUGAAAAAGAAAUCGCCCAAGAAAAGGAGCGCAAGGCAAAACAGGAAGCCGGUGAAGAUGUCGGCAUGGAAGAAGAUGAAGACGAAGAUGUCGUCGCCUACAUUACUCGUGCUCAUUUUGAGGAAGCUAUGCGCUUUGCUCGCCGAUCAGUCAGCGACAACGAUAUCCGACGAUACGAAGUAUUUGCUCAGAAUCUGCAACAGCAGCGCGGUUUCGGUACCUUCAAGUUCCCUGAAGGCGGAGCUGGUUCUGCACAGGGUAUGGAUGGUGUUACCGCCGGUGAAAGCGGUUUUGGUCAAGAAGGUGGCGAUGAUGAUCUUUAUGCGUAAAUAAAGCGAGAAACAUAAAUUUUCGAGUGGACGUCUUCAAUUUCGUCCUUCAGAAGCUGUCAUAUUUUUUUUUUUCACAAAAUACAAUCACAGAAAUAAACAAAUAAACACUGUGCUAUUGCUGAAUGUCUACCCUUUAUAUGAUCAACACUAUUGCCUGCUCCUGUGUCUUAC